Messenger RNA from Thermothielavioides terrestris NRRL 8126, 2497 nucleotides. RefSeq lists its product as uncharacterized. The coding region runs from base 41 to 2497 and encodes 818 amino acids. The record is from RefSeq and is a predicted model, not a curated record. NCBI's taxonomy places the organism in Eukaryota, Fungi, Ascomycota, Sordariomycetes, Sordariales, Chaetomiaceae. Gene Ontology annotation, cellular component: membrane. Gene Ontology annotation, biological process: transmembrane transport. Gene Ontology annotation, molecular function: transmembrane transporter activity. The transcript has 8 exons.
CACCGCAACGGACAAGCAACGGCAUGGCAGAUGCUCAACCAUGACAGGGAAGCAACUAUCUGACGACCGCCGAGCGAUUCUGUCGAGGUUACUGCAAAUCACAAAACUCAGUAACCGCGAAAUCGCCUGGGUUCUUGGCGUCCACGAGAGGACAGUUCAACGGCGGAGGGACGAGUUCGAGGCGACGGGGCAGGUCAAGAAGCACAAGGAUGUCAGCAAGAACGCCGAGAAGCUGAAGCCGCAACAUGUCGAGAGGCUACUGGAAUGGCACAAGGACCACCCCGAUGCUCUCCUCGGUGACAUGCAGCGCUUCCUGCAGACGUGUUGUGGCCUCGCUGUCAGCGUCCCUACAAUCAGCCGGCAGCUGAGAAAAGCGUACGGCGGAAGGGUUUUGGCAAGCGGGCGGGGCGCGCGGAUACGGUCGCGGAAGCAGAGAGAGGCAGAAGGACGCUCCAUCGCCCUCGAGCUCCAGCAAGGGGUCGCCAACGGCGACAUAAACCGUGCUCAGGACGCUGCCGUGGAGCUGUAUCACGACCAGCGACAGUUGGCUCCGCUCCAAGAGAUACUGGCGCCGCAGCACGAGUUGCGGCAACAGCAGGAACAGGAGAUCUCGGCGUAUCACGUUGCGGGCGGGCUGCAGUAUCAAGCUGGCAGUGACCGCCAGCAACUGCGGUACGAGCUCGACCUCAACUCGUGGAACCUGAGGAUCUGGGGCGUGGCCGCCUCGGGCUUCCUGACGGACUCAUACAACCUAUUUGCCACCAAUGUCAUCCUCUCUACCGUUUCGUUCGUCUACUUCCCGUACGACAAAUGGGUCGGCUUGGUCAUCAACCUCUUCACCCUCCUCGGCUCCGUCCUCGGGCAGUUUCUCUUUGGCUACCUCGCCGACCGGUAUGGGAGGACCCGUCUGUACGGCAUCGAGCUCGUGCUUGUCAUCGUCUCCACCAUCGGCGUGGCCACGACCAGCAGCGGCUAUGGCGACCUCUCCUUUUUGGCCCUCUUUACCUGGUGGCGUUUCGUGAUGGGAGUGGGAAUCGGCGCCGAAUAUCCCUUGUCGGCCGUGAUAACGUCGGAAUGGGCCAGCACCUCCUCGAGGGCAACUAUGCUGGCGUCCGUGUUCCUGAUGCAGCCCGUCGGCCAGGCGCUCGCCCAGAUCGUUGGCCUCUUGGUCCUGCUGGGCCAGGACCGUGCCCACGGUCUUCAGGAGAAGCAAUGCGGGCUUGACUCGCUGUAUGAGGAGGAGUGCAAACAGAUCAUCGAUGGGACGUGGCGCAUCGUCAUAGGCUCUGGCGCCGUGCCCGCGUUGCUGGCUAUCAUCUUCCGGUUCUUCCUUUACGACUGCGGCCUUUACACGCUCGAGGUCAAGAAGCAGCCGGGGAACGCGUUCAGGGACACGCAGCGGGUGUAUGGAGCACCCCCGACCACCAACGGCAUAGCCCUGUCCCCCCACGGUGGCGCAAACCCAUUUGAGAUGGAACCGAUGCCCCAGCAGUUCUCCAUGCAGGAUCUGCACACAUACUUCAUCAAAGACAAGAACUGGUACUACCUCCUCGGUACCGCCAUGACCUGGUUCUUUCUCGACGUCUCUUUCUACGGCUUCAGUCUCGACAAUCGAGGCACCCUCGCCGAUCUGUGGGCCACGACGGGAAGGGCCGACCUCAAUCCCAGCCUUCCGUGCUGGAAUUCCUCGCUUCCCAACGGCACGUCGCUUGUCCCGACGUGGAAAACCGACGGCCUGCCUACCUGGCAGACCGACGCCACCCAGCCCUGCAACACCAUUUACGACACGACCAUCGCGCAGACCAAGCAGUAUCUGCUCACAGUGUCGGUCGCGUCUAUAGCGGGGAGCGCCUGCUUCAUCUAUUUUGCCAACCGGAUCCCCCGCCGGCAAUGGCUGACCUCGUCCUUUAUCAUCCUAACCCUCCUGUUCCUCGUGACCGGCGGCGUCUACUACGGCGUCUCCCACAAGGCCGGCGCCCCCGCGACCGUCGUGUGCGUGGCCAUCUGCCAUUUUGCCUUUAACUUUGGCGCCAACACCCUCACCUUCAUCAUCCCCGCCGAGAUCUUCCCGACCUGCUAUCGCUCGACCUGCCACGGCAUCUCCGCGGCGUCCGGCAAGCUGGGCAGCAUCGUCGCCGUGCUCGUCGUCUACGGCAUCAACUCGGGCUACAAGAGCUCGACCAGCCAGGGCCUCGUCUUCCUGCUCUUCGCCACCUUCAUGGCCCUCGGCGCCCUCUACUCGUGGGCCUACCUCCCGGACGUGCAGCGCGUCGUGUACGACGGGCCCGGCGGCCGCCGCCGCCUCGAGACCAAGAACCUCGAGGAGCUCGGCGAGGGCCACAUGCGCGCCCGCCUCGAGGGCCAGGUCAUCACCAUGCGGGACAAGUGGGACGACCUGAAGGAGCGGAUCCGGCGCAGGAGACGGUUGACUGGGGGCGGGGACCAGCCACCGGGGCCGGCCGAGGUGGAUGGACAGGGUGUUGCGGGCGUUGCGUGA